AUGAGCGGUACGAAGAAGCGAAAGGCAUCCGCCGCGAACCCUAGCCCGGCUAAGCGUGCGCACGGCAGGACCGACGACCUCAGCAGUCUCUGGAGGACGGACAUCGGCAGCGAUUCCCUCCCCGUCCUACCCACGCCAGCAACGAGCGCCCUGUCCACUGUCUUCUCCGCGACCACUCCGGCCGCGGGCGCAACAGUCCUCUCGUCUGCGCUCCUCGGACUUGGCCUCAGCUCGGGCCUCAGCGGCUUCACCGCGUCUCUCUUCGGUCUCCCCAUUUCUACGGCCCGCUCUGGGGACCUAUCCGGCGGCGAUGCGUCUGGUGUAGACGACUUCGACGGCGUAGACGGCAGCAUCGAGGAAGACAAGAACUACUUCAGCGACGCAGACGACGUGCCCGAUGUGCCCGCCGCCAACAACGGCAAAAGCAAGAGCUCGCGCGUCAGGUCCGCAUACACGAGGUUUCCGAUACUGGCCUGGGUGAAAGUUAGGGAGUUUUUCCUGCGCGAGGUCUUGCGCUUGGACGGACGCGGGGAUGCUUUGGACCUCAAAGCGUGCCCUCAAUGCGGGAAGGAGGGAGCACCCGAGUACCGCUGUCUGGAUUGCCGCUGCGCGGAGCUGUGUCGCGAGUGCACGGUUGCGUGCCAUAAGUACUGCCUGCUGCAUAACAUCCAGCGCUGGAAUGAACAGUUCUACGAAGGCGUGCAGCCGAAGGACCUCGGGCUUAGCAUUCAGCUCGGGCACCGCGCGGGCGAGACGUGCGACAUGAGGGCGCUGCACACAGUUGAGAAUUUUACGAUCGUGCACACGAAUGGCAUCAAGACGGUGCGCAUGCACUUCUGCAAGUGCAGCCAGUCAGGCCACGUUCCGGCGUACGCGCAGCUGCUACGAUGGCGCCUGUGGCCGGCUACUUCUAGAGAGCCAGAGUCUGCGACGUCUUUCGAGGCGCUCGACAUCUUCCAUCGGCUUUCGCUCUACGGCAAAUUGAACGGCUAUGACUUCGUCCGGGCACUGGAGGCGGCGACGGACGGGGCCGCAAUCAAAGGGGUCGUCGUGCGUAUCCUGCUUCCAGAGCCAGAAAGAAGAUGCCUAACUCGUGCGAAGGACGUUCGACAGCGCUUCAUGACGUGCAUCAGACAGUUCAGGCAUAUAUUUAUGUUUAAACGCGCAGGUCGCGGCCACGAGCCCGGCGGGAUUGCGGGCACACCGCCUGGGGCGUGCGCCGUCGUGUGCCCCGCGUGCCCCAAUGCAGACUACAACCUUCCCACCGAUUGGGCGACGCGGCCUUUUCAAGUUAUACUGUCCCUCGACGCUAACUUUCGCCUAUCAAACCGGCUUACGCGGUCCUCCAAUCAAACGGAUCCAAAUCUCACUGAAGGGAAGGCGUACAUGGUCGAGGAGAAGGACUAUGCGGCGCAUAUCAAGGCGACCGAAGGGUUGGAUGAAGCCAAGGCAAGCCUGCGCUCAUCAGCGCCGCCGCACCCCUCUGAUCCAUUCGCGCAGCCGAGCACCUGCUCUCGCUUCGGCGCCAUGGCUUUAGGAAACAGAAAGGGAGGCGCCAUAGCGCUGAGGACCACCGGCAUUGCUGGCUGCUCAUGCGCCCGCCACGAGCACAUUUGCCCGCAAGGGAUUGCUACGCUGCGCCGCGGGGAAAGGUCGGCUGCUGCAAACCGUUACGAGUCAUCCCUGACUCGUUGA
This is a messenger RNA of Peniophora sp. CBMAI 1063, 1695 nucleotides long. The record is from the annotation of a GenBank genome assembly. NCBI's taxonomy places the organism in Eukaryota, Fungi, Basidiomycota, Agaricomycetes, Russulales, Peniophoraceae.